AUGUAUUUGGAGAAUAGAAAGGCUAUUUUUGUCUUUUGGAUUUUUCUCCAAGUUCAAGGCACCAAAGUGUGUCAGGAAGUGGUGUGGGAAGCGUAUCGGGUCUUUCUGGAUCGCAUACCCGACACAGCGGAAUACCAAGACUGGGUCAGCGUCUGCCAGCAGGAGACCUUCUGCCUCUUUGACAUUGGGAAUAACUUCAGUAACUCCCAGGAGCACCUGGAUCUUCUACAGCAGAGAAUAAAGCAGAGAAGCUUUCCUGAGAGGAAAGAUGAAAUAUCUACAGAAGAGACACUGGGAGAACCCAGUGAGGCCCCUGUGCUUCCAACAGAUGCUGCCGAUGUCUCAUUCAAGCCCUUCCUUCUCCCUCCUGAUGACACACUCCUCAAUGACACAGCAUUUCUAGAUAAUACCAUAACUCCCCCUUUCUUUUUGACUCAGGAAGGAGAAAGAGAAUUCACUGUGCCUGAGGGCCCUCUGGAGCAGAAGGUGGAACUGAUCAUCUCUCUGGUGAACCAGCUGUUCAAGGCAGAGCUUGCUGACUCCCAGUCCCCAUCUUACCAGGAGCUAGCAGUGAAGUCCCAGCUUCAGAUGCAAAAGGUAUUCAAGAAACUUCCAGGAUUCAAAAAGAUCCAUGUGUUAGGAUUUAGACCAAAGAAAGAGAAAGAUGGUUCAAGCUCCACAGAGAUGCGACUUACAGCCACCUUUAAGAGAGACAGCACCGAACCAAAGAGCCCUGCAAGUGACCUCCUGACUUUCGAUUCCCACAAAAUUGAAAGCGAGGGAGCGCCUCGUGGAACUGUGGAGGACAGGCAACCUGAAAUCUCCCUCUCAGCUGUGGACCUCAAAAAGCUCAUCCGCAAAGUGCUGGAGCAAGAACAAUCCCUGGAUGUGGGAGCGAUUCAGUUCACUGAUGAAAUUGUUGGAUCACUGCCGGUUUCCAGUCCUGACACCCAAUCCGGGCUGCCUACGCCCCUUGCUGAUAUCACAACGGAUGCUACUUUGAGUCCUGAAAUUACUCUGGGUGAACCCACGCUUGAGACAGUGGACAGAGCAGAGCAUGGUCUACCUGGUGACUCUUGGUCUCUGCCUGCUGUGACCUUUACUUCCCUCUCAGAAACUCAGCCUUUAUUAACUGCACCAAGCAUCUUCUCUCUAGCUGACCAAAGUGUCACUGACACAGUGUCCAGGCCAGGGCUCAUCAUCCCCACCCAUGAUUAUUCCAACAUCAGCCAACUGGCCCUGGAAAUUUCACAUCCAUCUGUUUCAGAUGACAGCAGGUCAAAUCUGGGCAGCCAAGAUAAGGUCAGAGACCUAGACAAAACAGAUGUGCCUGACACUCCUGCCUUGUGUGAGGUCCCAGGACUCAGUGGCUAUGUUUCUACCCCAGAUCAGCCCCUGGAGGACACCACCCCUGUCCCAGCUGUGCAGUACAUCACCACUAGCUCUGUGACCGCUGCCCCCAAGGGCCGGGAGCUGGUGGUGUUCUUCAGUCUGCGUGUUGCCAACAUGCACUUCUCCAGUGACCUGUUCAACAAAAGCUCCCUGGAAUACCAAGCUCUGGAGCAGCAGUUCACAGAACUGCUGGUUCCAUAUCUGCAAUCCAAUCUUACGGGAUUUAAGCAACUCGAAAUACUUAACUUUCGAAAUGGGAGCGUGAUCGUGAAUAGCAAAAUGAGGUUUGCCCAGUCGGUGCCGUAUAACCUCACCCAGGCAGUGCACGGGGUCCUGGAGGAUUUCCGUUUUGUGGCAGCCCAGCAACUUGACCUGGAAAUAGACAGCUACUCUCUGGACAUCGAACCAGCUGAUCAAGCAGACCCCUGCAAAUUCCUGGCCUGUGGGGAAUUUGCCCAGUGUGUAAAGAAUGAGUGGACAGCAGAAGCAGAGUGUCGCUGCAAACCAGGGCAUGAGAACCAGGGGCACCAGGACGGCCUGGACCCCAGUCACUGUGCCCCUGGCACAGAGAAAUGUGAGGGCAUCCAGAGAAAGAGAGCUCCAUGCAGGUCAACAGAUCACUCUAAAAACCAACCAUACAAAACGCGUGUGAAAAAGUUCAAAAAUCAACAAAGUAACAAGGUAACCAGGAAAAGAAAUUCCGAAUUACUGACUGUAGGAUAUGAAGAAUUUAACCAUCAAGAUUGGGAAGGAAAUUAA
Otolemur garnettii (small-eared galago) is the source of this 2151-nucleotide messenger RNA. It is a transcript of the gene IMPG1, whose product is annotated as interphotoreceptor matrix proteoglycan 1. Lineage: Eukaryota; Metazoa; Chordata; Mammalia; Primates; Galagidae. Gene Ontology annotation, biological process: visual perception. The record is from RefSeq and is a predicted model, not a curated record.